CGUGCAGGGAGACGAUAGAUAGACUCCACAAAGUGACUGUGUUCAUUCUUGGAUUUUGACAGCUUUUGUACACACACAAAGCGACAGACAGACAGAUUCAGGACGUUUUUGACGGCGAGCGAACCGAGGAUAACUCCAUGUGCUGUUAUUCACUGCUGCUGGGCCUGAGCUGAUUUGUCAGCCUUGUGUAGGUUUGGUUUUCACCCCCCAAGUGUCCUCUGGACAUCAGCUGACCAUGGUGUUCUAAAGAGAGGAAACGCAGGAAAAAGCCUGGCUCAGUGUGUUCACUCUAACACAGCAAGGCUCAACCGAGAGAGGAGCAGAGACGGCCCGGAGCAAAGAGGAAAAAGCAUAUUUAAACCCGAAAAUGUCUCAAAACAGAGAACUGGUGGCUUACUACAUAAACUAUAAACUAUCCCAGAGAAACUAUCCUCUCAACCACAUGGGACUCCAAACAGAGCCUCCAAACAGGACUGAUGGGGGGGAGGCGGGGUUGGGGGAGGAACAGCAGGUAGCGACGCACGCCAACGGGACUUUUAACGGCACGAGUCCCGGGACCCCACCGGCGUCCCCACAGCGGCAGGAACGGUUGCCAUCAACGACAAGCCUGGACGCAGUGAAAGAAGCCCUGCGGGACUCGGCCAACGAGUUUGAACUGCGGUACGCCCGCGCCUUCAGCGACCUGCACAACCAGCUGCACAUCACGCCGGCCACGGCCUACCAAAGCUUUGAGAACGUGAUGGACGAGGUGUUUCGGGACGGAGUCAACUGGGGCCGCAUAGUGGGGCUUUUUGCUUUCGGCGGGGCGCUGUGCGUAGAAUGCGUGGAGAAGGAGAUGAGUCCGCUGGUGGGCAGGAUCAUAGAGUGGAUGACGGUCUACCUGGACAACCACAUUCAGCCCUGGAUCCAGAGCCAAGGAGGAUGGGAGCGCUUUGCUGAGAUCUUUGGGCAGGACGCAGCGGCAGAGAUCAGGAGGUCUCAGGAGAGUUUCAAGAAGUGGCUGCUGGCGGGGAUGACCCUGGUGACCGGGGUCGUGGUGGGCUCUUUCAUUGUCCAGAAACGCCUGUGAGGGGAGAUGGACGACAACCUUCCUUCCCCCACCUGCCUGCCUAUACACCACAGAAGUUAAAGUGAAGGUCCUGUUUAUUUGUCUCGUCAGAACUGCUGAUGAUGUUUACUCUUUUUUUUUUUUUUCGCCACUCACACGUCCUUCAGUGGACUAAGAAUCAUCACAUGUUGUUGAACCUUUGAGAAAAAUCCAGAGAGGAGGGAGGAUGUUUGUCAGUCGUCUUCAUGUGUUCACCUUCCUACACCAUGAUGAAAAUCGUGUGGUCAUACAGCGGCAGAAAUACUAUUCUUUCAUCCACUGAACCAAUUGUUCCUUAUAUCCUUUCUCCACUGGUUCCUGUAUACGUUCCUCCUUUUCAUGUUUGUAUGUAUUAGUUUUAACAAAUUUUGCUUUCCCAUUUAUGUUCCUCAAAAGAAGCUGAAACUGAUCUUCACAUUAACCCCAACCUGUCUGAUAUAAAGAGUCAGUGUGCCGUGGGGCCUGGGUUGCUGUACAUGUCUCGUCUUGAAGCUUGUUUUGUUGCUCGUCCCCACAGACGACUCUACAAUAGCUUUGUAUGUGCCAUAUGAAGAGUGAAAGCAGGGGAGGAUGUAGCACCUGCCCCUGAACAGCUUCUGUAGUUCCCACUGCCUGCCAGCCAUCCUGAUCACCAACACAUAUAAAAAACAUCAUAAUCCAUGACUCCAUACGCUGAUUGUCCUUUAUGCUCAUUGUUUGGUAUGAAAAGCAGUCAAACUGAUUUUCUCUUCAUAGAACAUGGGAGUGUUAAACUAAAAAGCUAAUGGGAAGCUAACUCCUCUGCUUGUUUGUGUUUGUUUGGUUUUGGAUUUGUGAACCAUUAAAGCCCCACUGCUCCCGCU
Messenger RNA from Morone saxatilis (striped sea-bass), 1929 nucleotides. It is a transcript of the gene bcl2l1, whose product is annotated as BCL2 like 1. Gene Ontology annotation, molecular function: protein heterodimerization activity; protein homodimerization activity. Gene Ontology annotation, cellular component: mitochondrial outer membrane. Gene Ontology annotation, biological process: intrinsic apoptotic signaling pathway in response to DNA damage; negative regulation of intrinsic apoptotic signaling pathway; extrinsic apoptotic signaling pathway in absence of ligand. The coding region runs from base 368 to 1069 and encodes 233 amino acids. The record is from RefSeq and is a predicted model, not a curated record. The transcript has 3 exons. Lineage: Eukaryota; Metazoa; Chordata; Actinopteri; Moronidae.